Molecule: messenger RNA, 1288 nt
Organism: Diprion similis
Lineage: Eukaryota; Metazoa; Arthropoda; Insecta; Hymenoptera; Diprionidae
Exons: 5
Coding region: 133-786 (217 amino acids)
Source: RefSeq, a predicted model, not a curated record
GCGAAUGUGGGCCGCGUAUAUACUAGCUUCGCGUUGUCUACAGCGUCAGUUAGUUCGUCGCUUAUUCUUCGUUCGCGUGACCAGAAGAAUAUCUCCCGUCUUUCAAAAAACCGACUGAAAAAGGCUGCAGAAAUGUACAGGGCGUUCUACCUACUGUUUUUCAUGCUCGUCGCAGUGACGGCACAGCGUCGUCUUGCUCUGCCUGAUCCAAGAAGCUGCGCUAAUCGCGUUCGUCAUUCGACGUAUCGAGAUGCGAGAAAUGUUGCCCACUCGUACUUCUUCAGCUGGGAACACGCGCCGACCAGAGGAUUGGAAGUGGAUUGGUUGGACGCGAGGAACAUCUGCAGGCGUCAUUGCAUGGACGCCGUAUCCCUAGAGACUCCGCAAGAGAAUGAAUUCAUUAAACAAAGAAUCGCGAGAGGAAACAUCAAGUACAUCUGGACCUCUGGCCGCAAAUGCAACUUCAACGGCUGCAACAGGGCCGACCUACAGCCCCAGAACAUAAACGGAUGGUUCUGGUCAGGUUCCGGAGCUAAAAUUGGUCCCACCACUAAACGAGACUCUGGUGACUGGAGUGCGACCGGAGGAUAUGGACAAGCUCAGCCCGACAACCGCGAGGCUGCACAGGGUAACGACGAGUCCUGCUUAUCGAUUUUGAACAACUUCUACAACGACGGUAUCAAGUGGCACGACGUUGCCUGCCACCACUUGAAACCCUUCGUUUGCGAGGACAGCGAUGAGCUCCUGAACUUCGUAGCGUCUCGCAAUCCGGGAAUUCGUUUAUAAAAUGGAAAUUCUCGAUUCUCAACGCAUUUAUAACUGUUAAGGAAUAAAUGAUUCGAGAGUUAGAAAUAUGUCCCUUGACCAAUUGGACGAUACAAUUCCAAUUCAAACCUGAACAGAUUGCCCAAAAUUACUCACCUAAAUUAUUAUUAUUAUCAUUAUAUCGUAAUCUUUUUUUUUUCGUUUUUUUAAUAGUAAUUAUUUAUGUAUCACUAACCGUACUCUGUGUGUCCUUAUACGCAUACUUUUAAUCAUACAUAUAUUACGCAAAGCAGCUGAUCGUAGAUAAUUAGAUUCGUUUCCAUUUCUAUACAAACAGUAUUCAAACCACGUAAUUACCGAUGUUUAGCAUUAGUUGACACAUCACUGCUGAUUAUUUUUAUCACUAUCAUUAUAUUAUUACUGUUUAGAUGUAUAGCGUAGCUACGUUUCUACCAAUCAGUUAUUGUAAACAUGUAAAAUUUUGUAUCUUUCUUAGAAAAAUAAAUACCACUGUAUUUCUGUA